Messenger RNA from Choloepus didactylus (southern two-toed sloth), 2586 nucleotides. RefSeq names its product activating transcription factor 6 beta (gene ATF6B). NCBI's taxonomy places the organism in Eukaryota, Metazoa, Chordata, Mammalia, Pilosa, Megalonychidae. The coding region runs from base 5 to 2131 and encodes 708 amino acids. Gene Ontology annotation, biological process: endoplasmic reticulum unfolded protein response; regulation of transcription by RNA polymerase II. The record is from RefSeq and is a predicted model, not a curated record. Gene Ontology annotation, cellular component: nucleus. The transcript has 18 exons. Gene Ontology annotation, molecular function: DNA-binding transcription factor activity, RNA polymerase II-specific; RNA polymerase II cis-regulatory region sequence-specific DNA binding.
UCUCAUGGUUGGGGGGUGGGGGGGAAAGAUGGCGGAGCUGAUGCUCCUCAGCGAGAUUGCGGACUCGACGCGUUUCUUCACCGACAAUCUGCUGAGUCCGGAGGACUGGGACAGCACCUUGUAUACCGGCCUGGAUGAAGUGGCCGAGGAGCAGACGCAGCUCUUCCGUUGCCCAGAGCAGGAUGUCCUGUUUGACAGCAGUUCCCUGGACGUGGGGAUGGAUGUCAGCCCCCCUGAACCCCCAUGGGAUGCCCUGCGUAUCUUCCCAGAUCUUCAGGUGAAGUCUGAACCAUCAUCUCCCUGCUCUUCCUCCUCCCUCAGUUCUGACUCAUCGCAUCUAUCCUCAGAGCCCUCCAGCCAGGCCCCUGUUGUAGGAGAAGUGUUGGACGUGAAGACAGAGUCCUUAGCACCCCCACUCUGCCUCCUGGGAGAUGGGCCAACAUCUCCAUUAGGAACCAUCCAGAUCAAUGUGGGCCCCACCUCUGAUGAUCCUUCAGGUGUACAGACCAAGAUAGAGCCUGUCUCUCCAUCUUCUUCUAUCAACUCUGAGGCUUCCCUCCUGUCAGCAGAGUCCCCCAGCCAGGCCCUCAUAGGAGAGGAGAUACUGGAAGUGAAGACAGAGUCCCCAAGUCCUCCAGGGUGCCUCCUGCAGGAUGUCCUAGCCUCCCCAUUUGGAACUGUCCAGAUUAGCAUGGGUCCAUACCCUGAUGGCUCCUCAGGCAAAACCCUGCCCGCCUGGAAGCCACCACUACAGCCCAAACCUGUUGUGAUAACCACCGUCCCGCUGCCACCCAGAGCUGUGCCUUCCAACACCACCGUCCUUUUGCAACCUCUCGUCCAACCAACCCUAGUUGCCCCAGUGUCCCCAGUUGUCCUCAUCCAGGGUGCUGUUCCAGUCCAGCCUGAGGGGCCGGUGCCCCCUGCCCCCCGGCCUGAGAAGAAGAGCAUUGUCCUGGCUCCUAUGCCUGGGAACUCCUGCCCACCUGAAGUGGAUGCAAAGCUGCUGAAGCGGCAGCAGCGGAUGAUCAAGAACCGGGAGUCAGCUUGCCAGUCCCGGAGGAAGAAGAAAGAGUAUCUGCAGGGGCUGGAGGCUCGGCUGCAAGCCGUGCUGGCUGACAAUCAGCAGCUGCGCCGGGAGAACGCUGCCCUCCGCCGGCGGCUUGAGGCCCUGCUGGCUGAGAACAAUGAGCUCAAGUUAGGGUCUGGAAACAGGAAGGUGGUCUGCAUCAUGGUCUUCCUCCUCUUCAUCGCUUUCAACUUUGGGCCUGUGAGCAUCAGUGAGCCUCCAGUCUCUCCUCAGAUGAGUGGGGAGGAGCCUCGACCGCGGAGACACCUGCUGGAGUUCUCAGAGCAAGAGCCUGUUCGUGGGGUUGAGCCCCUCCAGGGGUCCACCCAGGAACCUGAGGAACCCCAGCCCAGCCCCACAGGGUGGCCCAGUUUCAGGAACCUGACAGCCUUCCCCGGGGGGGCCAAAGAGUUACUACUGAGAGAUCUGGACCAGCUCUUUCUCUCCUCUGAUUGCCGUCACUUCAACCGAACUGAGUCCCUGAGGCUUGCUGACGAGUUGAGUGGCUGGGUCCAGCGCCACCAGAGAGGCCGGCGGAAGAUCCCCCAGAGAGUCCAGGAGAGACAGAAGUCUCAGCUAUGGAAGAAGUCACCUCCAGUUAAGGCAGUCCCCACCCGACCCCCCAGACCCCCAAAAAGGGAUUCUGUGAGCCAACUGCAGCUGUAUCACCACCCAGAUCGUUCCCAGCCAGAAUUCCUGGAUGCAAUUGACCGACGGGAAGACACAUUUUAUGUUGUCUCAUUCCGAAGGGACCACUUGCUGCUCCCAGCCAUCAGCCACAACAAGACCUCCCGGCCCAAGAUGUCCCUCGUGAUGCCUGCCAUGGCCCCCAAUGAGACCCUGUCAGGCCGGGGGGGCCCAGGGGACUAUGAGGAGAUGAUGCAGAUCGAGUGCGAGGUCAUGGACACCAGGGUGAUUCACAUCAAGACCUCCACGGUGCCCCCCUCGCUCCGAAAACAGCCAUCCCCGACCCCGGGCAAUGCCACAGGUGGCCCCUUGCCCGCUCCUACAGCCAGCCAGGCCCACCAGGCCUCCCAUCAGCCCCUCUACCUCAAUCAUCCCUGACCUCUACAGCUCGCGCUGACUUAGAAUUGGGGGGCAGGGGGGAAGGGGUGACUAAGUGGGAAUGUUUCUAAUUUCCCUGAUCCCUGGGCUUGGGGCAAUUGGUAAAGGAAAGGCAAGCUGUGGGGUUUAAGCACUUACUUGGAGGUAGGGGGAUUUACCUCUCUUUCUACCCCCUUAUGGAAUAUAGGGCUCCUCUCAUUUCAGUGGACCUCCAGUCCCUCUUCCUUCUUUGAGGGUAUUGAGUGAACUUAAAUUUGGGGGUGGGCUCACGCAUACUGUUUAUUCUUUUCUUCCUCUGUUUGGGGGUUGGGGGGUGGGGAUUCAGUCCCCAGGUGGGACAAGAGAAGUUUUUACAUUUUGGAGCUAGUUACGAGGAAUAAAAGUGGGGUGGUGGAGGAAGAUUGGGCUUAUGUGUGUACAUAUGUUCUUUUUUAUUAUUAAAUAAACAACUUGAA